This is a messenger RNA of Ananas comosus (pineapple), 2167 nucleotides long. Its product is annotated as BTB/POZ domain-containing protein At3g22104-like. The transcript is spliced from 3 exons. The record is from RefSeq and is a predicted model, not a curated record. The coding region runs from base 433 to 1980 and encodes 515 amino acids. Gene Ontology annotation, molecular function: protein binding. Lineage: Eukaryota; Viridiplantae; Streptophyta; Magnoliopsida; Poales; Bromeliaceae.
UUUAGUCUGCUGUUUCAUUGUCCCUAUUAAAUGCUUGCAGCUACUCCUCACCUUCUUUGCCUCUCAAAAUUGCUUGAAUUCUGAGAGGACUCUCUCUCUCUCUCUCUCUCUCUCUCCCUCUCUUUCUCUCUCUCAAAAUGAAAUUUAAUGCUUCUGGUAGCCUCUCAGAAUGUUGUCUCCUUGUGAAAAUACAUUCAUUUAUUUCUACAUUCUCUCCCUCCUAUCAUUUUGAUUCCACCCCCCCCCCUCUCUCUCUCUCUCUCUCUCUCUCUCUCUCUGCUACAAUAACAAACACAUGAAACUUUAGUCCUUGAUGAGCUCAAAUUUUAAUUUUGCUAGUACUAGUUUCUGAUAUCUUUAUUAAUCAUUGGUCUAACUAAUUUUGAAAAUUAAUAAUUGGCACCAUAGUUGAAGUUUCUUUUUUACCUGAAAAUGGAAAUCCUCUCAUCCUUCUCUUGUAAACUCAGCAAGUUAUUCAACAAUCCAUCAGCAAAUUCAUCUGCAAAGGCCCUCAAAGUUAUUUUCCACGAUUUUCCGGGGGGACCGGAGGGAUUCGAGCUCUUCGCCAGAUUCUGCUACAAAAAUGGUGAUCUUCAAAUAACACCCUCCAACACUCCCCUCCUCCACUGCAUUGCCCACUUCAUGGAAAUGUCUAAGGCCACCCUCUCUUCCUCCCCAUGCUUGAUCAAUUCGACCCGAAAAUCUCUCGAAAUGAUCCAAUUUUGGACCUGGUCCGACACCGUGAACUCGCUGAAGCAAUGCCAAGAACUCUCUGCAAUUUCCGGUUCUUCGGCGGUGUUAAACAAGAUCUUAGACUCACUUUUAGCGAGAAUCGCUGCUAUAAGCGAUGCUAGCCCGUCCGACUCGCCGGAGAGCUCUGCUUUGCGGUUCUCGUGCGAUACGAGAAGCACCGUCAGCGUGAAAACUGGCAAUUCCCGAUCUUGGUGGUUCGAAGAUCUCGUAUUAUUGGACCCUCGCAUGAUCGAAAAAGUUAUCAAGGGAAUGCUUUCUCGGAAAAUCGAGCAUGGAACUAUCAGCAGGUUCCUCUUUUACUAUCUCAAGUCUAGAUUAUCGAAUGCCGCACUUUAUGAGAAGAAGAAGAAGGCCACUGAAGUUACCAUUGAGCUUCUCAAUUGUCUCGACGUAAACUCGGUUUCUUGCAAGCGAUUGUUCGGGAUUUUAAGAGUAUCUUCGUCUCUGAAGAUAAGCAGAGCUUGUCGAAGUACGUUGGAGGCGAUGAUAGGGGCCCAAAUUGAUCAAGCUUCGUUGGAUAAUCUGCUGAUUCCGUCGUCAACCUUGAUUGACAGCAUUUAUGAUGUGAAUCUAAUCUUGAGGUUCUUGAAGUCCUUUCUUGAUAUCGUGGGGAAGGAGCUGGUCGCGCGAUUGAAGAGGGUCGGGAGAUUAAUGGACUUGUACUUGGCUGAAGUUGCUCCUGAUUCUUGCUUGAAGCCCGCAAAGUUUGUCGCGCUGAUAGCUUCUCUCCCAGACGCGGCACGAGAUUGUCACGACGCCAUUUAUCGAGCAAUCGACAUGUAUCUCGAGGUUCACUCUCAACUGUCUGAUGAAGAGAAGAUGAAGAUAUGCUGUUGCAUAAACUACGAGAAGCUCUCCUCAGAGUGUUGCAAGCACCUCGCGAAGAACGCGAAAUUCCCGUCAAGGAUAACAAUACAAGCUCUCGUAUCUCAGCACUCGAAGCUCAGGAGCCUUCUCCAAGACACCAACAACAUCAAAUCUACUCAAAAAUCUCCCCUCAAGGGGAAACAGUGCGAGGAUGGCGAACAGAUCAUUCUCUACGCCAAAAAGCUUGAUUUGUCAAUAGAAAAUGAGAAGCUCAAAGCCCAUCUUCAAGGUAUGCAUUGGAGGGUCAUGGAAUUGGAGAAAGUGUGCAAGAAAAUGCAGACCCAGAUGACAAGUAUCAUGAAAAGCAGGAAACAUCCUGCUACUGGUGGGUCAAGAUCACUUCCUAGGCUCUGUUCAUGAUUAGUUCAGUUUUUAUUUUAGAGCUUUUUUGUGUGGUAUGGGAUGAUGUGAUUUUUGUACAUAGUAUUAUUAUUGGCAAGUGGAAUUUUCAGAGUAUCUAUCUGCAAUGUUACUAUUGUCUAUAAAGCUAGCUGAUUGAGAGCAGUGUCUUUAUCAGAAGAAAAUGAGAGAUCAUUGGCUUUGUUCA